AUGAGACGUUCAAUCACAGCGCUCGCUACUUUUGCAACGUGCGCUAGUGCCGCGACUAAUAUCACGGAAUCACUUGUUCAACUUUGUACUGUUGCCAAUUCAGAGGCAUCUUUACCCACCGAUGGGAUUGCUGGUAUCACCAUGGUCCCAUCGCUUAAAUCAGCAAAUAUUUAUAAUGCAACCGAUUCCGUCUUAGGAGGUGGAGGAGGACAGGCUUAUUUGCUUUCUACCGAUCCACUUGGUGGUCUUAUAUAUGGAGCAGUUGGAGGCAUGACUUCUGCUGGCUAUGAUAAUGCAAAUUCUGCCUAUGAUGAAGCGGCCUUGCUUGCAAAUGAAACUAUUAACUGGCCUGCUACCAUGACACGUCCCUUGGUCUUGGUUUCAGCAAGCGCCAAGUUGCCAGUAGCACCACUACUUACCAACGAGCGCAAGAUGGAACUCGAUUCUUGGGUUCUUGAUAUCCCAUCCACCGGUAGCGAAUACAUUGUUAAGUUGAUUGAGUUGUUGAACAUUGACAAUUUACUUAGUAUCGAUAAUGUUAUAUACGAUACUAUGAUAGAAUGGAUGAAUACCGGGAUGGCCAAGUACUACGAUAGCUUGCAGACUACUCUUCCCGAUCUCACUCCAUGUCAAUCUUCAAAAGGGAAACUUCUUCAUUACCAUAGCGAAUCAGACCCAAGCAUUCCCACUACAUCAUCAGUCCACUACUGGCAAUCUUUUCGCUCUGUGAUGUAUCCAGAUUUGUCUGAAGAUGACAGUCUUGCUGCCCUUGCUGAUUUGUAUCAAUUCUAUUUGAUCCCUGGUGCAACUCACUGUGGAGCAAACACUCUACAACCCGAUGGUCUAUACCCUAAGGAUAAUAUACACACAAUGAUCGAUUGGGUCGAGAAAGGUAUUAAACCUACUGCUCUUAACACCACUGUUGGCGGUGGUGCCGUGGAAGGUGAUGCUGUGAGCCUCUGCCAAUGGCCAACUCGUCCUCUUUUUCACUCAAACACUAGCAGUGGAUUUGACUGUGUCAAUGACGCGAGAUUUAUUGAGGCCUGGACUUACUCCUUCCCAGCAUUUAAGAUCCCAGUUUAUUAA
Botrytis fragariae is the source of this 1086-nucleotide messenger RNA. Its product is annotated as putative tannase subunit protein. NCBI's taxonomy places the organism in Eukaryota, Fungi, Ascomycota, Leotiomycetes, Helotiales, Sclerotiniaceae. The record is from RefSeq and is a predicted model, not a curated record. The transcript has 4 exons. Bases 1 to 1086 code for a protein of 361 amino acids.